CGUGAGACGGGCCUGGAAAGAGAGCGAGGGAGGAGGGAGGACGCUAUGCUCCUCCCCUUCGCUUGCUCUCCUUCCCUUCCUUCCAGCAGCUCCACAAACCAGGAAGCAGCUCCAACAGCAGCCCGCUGUGUGUGAGUGUGUGUGUGAGAGAGCGAAAGAAGGAGAGAGACGGAAAAACACACUGGGAAGCGAAAGCGGCGACGAGGAGGAGGAGGAGGAACAAGCAGCAGCAGCGGGAGAAGGUGAAGAGGAAAGGACACGCGCGCAGGGAAGGCUGCUCAGAAGAGCCGGCAGGGGAGGGGGAGCAUUAAAACUUUACACCCGCUGAAGCUGCUCUCCGUCUCCCGCCGCCCACUUCUUUCCGCGGCGGCGGCGGCGCUGCUCGUUGGCGCAGAUGGGAGUUUUACCUGGAAUGACACAAGUUUCAUUUUUUUGAAAAUUCUUCGGAGGGUGUCUCUCCCUCUAUUUUUUAAAAAAUAAAAUACAAUACAAUAAAAUAAUAAAACCUGCUGGAUCUGACGUUCGCUCGCUGGCUCCCUUCUCCCUCUCGUCUUCCAGCAACGGUCGGCGAUGUGACAGCCAGGGGCAAAGCUUUAGCCAGCUCUCCUUGCCGAGAGCUGUCACCCCAAGCAGGGUCAUCCGAGUGGGCUUCUCCGUUUCCAGUUGCGCGGCCCCGACCCCCGUCCAGAGAGAGGCUGAGGCUACUGCCGCUUUUUCGCCGCUGCUGGGGCUUGGGUGUGAGACCGUUGCAACCUCCUUCUCUGACACCCCCCCUUCCAGGAUUUAACCCCAAAUCUCCUAUGGAUCCACCUUCUUUCGUUGCCGUUCGUUCCUAAUUGGCCGUUGUCAGUCCUGGAUCGGACUUCAGAAGUGGAGGGUCUUACCUCCUCCGGUUAUGACACGUCGUGGGGGUGGUAGAAAAAUGAAGGGGGAAGUUGAAUGAAGCAAUGCAAAUCUGAUAAAUACAUGCCAUGAUUUGCUACAUGUGGCUUCAUUUAUGGAGACCAAAGGCUAUCGCAAUUAUCCAGAAAGCCUAGAUAUGGAGCGACGCUGGAGUCAAGGUUCCCAGUCUAUGGAGUAUACUUCUGCAGGAGCAGAAGAGCGGUCCGAAGAGAGUAAUAACUAUAUGGAGAUUGUCAAUGUGAGCUGUGUUUCUGGUGCUUUUCCAAAUAGCAGUGCUCAAGGAAGCAACAAAGAAAAACCUGAACUACUUUCUUGCCUUGAGCAAGACCAUAAUCAGCCUGGUAUUUCAACAUCUGACAUAAAAACUGAGUCAGACUCAAAGGAACUUUCUGCAACUGUAGCUGAAUCGAUGGGUUUGUACAUGGAUUCUGUAAGAGAUGCUGAUUUUACCUACGAUCAGCAGAGUCAACGAGGAAGCUUAAAUCCUGGAAAGAUGUAUCAAAAUGUAAAGUUAUACAAAGAGAAUGGACACCACACUUCUCCCUUGAACCCUCCAAGCAGGCCCCCGAGACCCCUAAUAUUGGACUGUGCAAGUUCUGUAAAUGGUGGUAUCGUACCAGCAAUUAUCAAAAGCCCUAGAGUAUGUAGAGAGAAGACUCCUCCUGACCGUAGUCCUCAAAACAUGACUUCUUCAGUGUGCAGUCCUCCUGGAAUUAAUUCUGUAUCUUCAACAACACCUACUAACUUUGAAAAUUUCACAGUAAAUAGUCCUGUCAACCAGGGAACACCUUUGUCAUGCUCACCUAACAUUGAAAACCGAGGCUCAGUGUUGCACAGUCCUGCACAUGCUAGCAACGUAGGAUCUCCUCUUUCUAGUCCUAUAAGUAGCAUGAAAUCACCAAUUUCAAGCCCUCCUAGUCAUUGUAGUGUGAAAUCUCCAGUUUCAAGUCCUAAUAAUAUCACCAUGAGAUCCUCAGUAUCCAGUCCUGCGAAUAUAAACUCAAGGUGCUCAAUUGCCAGCCCUUCCAAUGCCAAUAAUAGGUCCACGCUUUCUAGUCCAGCUGUUAGUACUGUGGGGUCCUCUAUGUGUAGUCCAGUGAAUGGUUCACUAGCCUUUUCUGCAUCUAGCACACCUGUUGGACCUGGCACAGGCCAAGACAUUGUUGCUAGUCCAGAUACAAAGGACAGUAAAGGUGCUCCAGAAAUCGUAUUUCCUAAAAUAGAGGAAAUGGAAAAUACCAUCCCUAACAAUGAAGUAGCUAAUCAAAUGACUCUUGUUCAGUUUAUAAAACCUGAACCAGAAGGGGUAUUCAGUAGCUCAUGUCUAGGAGAAAACACCAAAAUCAGUUCUGAUUCCCCAUUUUCAGUAUCAAUAAAGCAAGAAUCAGCUAAGCAUUCUUGUUCUGGUGCUUCUUUUAAAGGGAAUCAAACUAUAAAUCCAUUUCCGUUUAUGGAUGGGCCCUAUUUUUCAUUCAUGGAUGAUAAAGACUUCUAUUCUCUUUCUGGGAUUUUAGGACCACCUAAUUCAUCAUUUGAUGGCACAUGUGAAAGUAGUGGGUUUCUAAACCCAGGCCUAUCUAUAGGAAUUAAACAGGAGCCUGAGGAGAGCAGCUAUUAUCAAGAGAACACUCUGCCCUCCUCUGCCAUUGUUGGUGUGAAUUCAGGUGGACAGUCAUUUCAUUAUAGGAUUGGAGCUCAAGGUAAAAUAUCCUUAUCACGACCUAUUGGUAGAGAGCAGUCUUUUCAGCAUAUGAGCUCAUUUCCUCCAGUAAGUACUCUUGUGGAGUCAUGGAAAUCACAUUCUGAAUUGUCUGCCAGAAGAAACGAUGGGUAUCCAGUCCUAGAAUACAUUCCAGAAAAUGUGUCAAGUUCCUCGUUGAGAAGUGUAUCAACUGGAUCCUCCAGACCUUCCAAAGUCUGUUUGGUGUGUGGGGAUGAGGCAUCUGGAUGCCAUUAUGGAGUGGUUACCUGCGGCAGCUGUAAAGUCUUCUUCAAGAGAGCAGUGGAAGGUAAAUCCUCAUGGCAGCACAAUUAUUUAUGUGCAGGACGGAAUGACUGUAUCAUUGAUAAGAUUCGAAGAAAAAACUGCCCAGCUUGCCGAUUACAGAAAUGUCUUCAAGCUGGAAUGAAUUUGGGAGCUCGUAAGUCAAAGAAGUUGGGCAAAUUAAAAGGGAUCCAUGAUGAACCACAGCAGCAGCAGCAACAGCCACCCCCGCAAAGUCCAGAAGAAGGGACUACAUUUAUUGCUCCAGCAAAAGAACCUUCUGUAAACACAGCACUUGUUCCUCACUUAUCUGCAGUUUCACCAGCACUUACUCCCUCACCGACAAUGGUCCUAGAGAACAUUGAACCUGAAAUUGUAUAUGCAGGAUAUGAUGGCUCAAAGCCAGACACGGCAGAACACCUGCUCUCCACUUUAAACCGACUUGCUGGCAAGCAGAUGAUUCAGGUGGUAAAAUGGGCAAAAAUACUUCCAGGUUUUAGAAAUUUGCCUCUUGAGGACCAAAUUACUCUAAUCCAGUAUUCGUGGAUGUGUCUUUCAUCAUUUGCCUUGAGCUGGAGAUCAUACAGACAUACAAAUAGCCAGUUCCUCUAUUUUGCUCCUGAUUUAGUCUUUAAUGAAGAGAGGAUGCGCCAAUCUGCAAUGUUUGAAUUGUGCCAGGGGAUGCAUCAAAUCAGCCUUCAAUUUGUUCGCUUGCAACUUAGCUUUGAAGAAUAUACUAUAAUGAAAGUUUUGCUGCUGUUAAGCACAGUUCCCAAGGAUGGCCUCAAGAGCCAAGCUGCAUUUGAAGAAAUGAGGGCAAAUUACAUUAAAGAGCUGAGGAAGAUGGUAACUAAACAUCCAAACAGUUCUGGGCAAAGUUGGCAGCGAUUUUACCAACUGACAAAGCUCCUGGACUCCAUUCACGAUCUUGUCAGCGAUUUGUUAGAAUUCUGUUUCUACACCUUCCGAGAGUCUCAAGCUCUGAAAGUGGAGUUUCCAGCCAUGCUGGUAGAAAUCAUCAGUGACCAGUUGCCCAAAGUGGAAUCUGGGAAUGCCAAGCCCCUCUACUUCCACAGGAAGUGACAAAAAAUGUCUUAAUGGAAAAAAAACUUUGCCUUAAGUUUCCCUGUGCUAUUCCACACUCAUGAAGGACCCAAGAAGCCACAUUUACAAUAUGCUACAUGAAAUUGUUCAAUGGUCUCUAAAUAGUCUGAAAAAAACAUAGAAAGGGUUUGGAGGACGGAAAGCAGCUUAUCUGAACUAGGUGAGCAAAGUCAUCAAGAUGCAUCACCCCCAAUACCCCAACAUUUAGAAAAAAAAUGUUCCUGUUCCUCUGGAUGAAAAGCCAUAUCUAGUCAAAUAACUCUUUGAUUUUGAUAUUUUAAGAGAUGAACAUUUUAAAUAUGCCAUGUAGUUUCUGGUAUUGUUUGCUUGUUUUAAAAGGGUUCAAGGACUAAUAUGAACUUUUUAAAAGCUUACUGUUGGUUUGCACAUAAAACAAAGUCAAUAUGGGGCAUUAAUAAUUGUACUAUACACAUACACACACACAUAAAUCCCUGGAUGUGUAAAAUAAAUAAUGGAGCAUUUGGUGUGGAAUAAUCUUGGUAUAUUCACCUGCGGCAUUUGUUAUCCCAUAUUAUCCAUCAUAGAUUAUCUACACUGUGUUAAGUGUUCAUUUAUUAUUUAACUUGAAAGGGUAAGAUGUUAAAACAAAUGCCUCAGUUUCGAUUUCUAGUAUCUAUUGUGCUGGCUUUAACAAUAAUUUUUCGCAGUCUUUUGCUGUAUUGUACAUUGCUGUAUGUAUAAAUUGAAGGACCUGAAAAAAAUGGUAUAAGGAACUUUUGUAAAUGAUACCUAAAAAUCUUUAAUGGUUAAUAGGAUGAAUGGGAAAGUAUUUUUGGAAGAAUUCUAUUUUGCUGGAGACUAUUUAAUUACUCUUUUUGUCUAAACACAAGGUAAUUUUUUUCGUAAAGUGAAUUGUUCUGCAUGCAUAAUGAACCGUUUACAGUGUAUUUAAGAAAGGGAAAGCUGUGCCUUUUUAGCAUCAUAUCUAAUUUACCAGUGAGAUUUACAGUGUCUGGUGUAAAUAACUACCCAUCACCAUUUUAAGUUACAAUUCUCCUUUUUUGUCCAUUUACAUCCAUAUUCCGCAGUAUUUGUCUGCUUCUUUUACAUGACCGGAACACACUGAGUUCUGCUUCAUGCCUCUUUGUGUCUUUGCAGCUUUAUGCACAUUUCACAUCUACCAAGAUAAACUCCAAACAGCACAAUCCACCAAGAAGUUAUCCUGCUGAAGUGAAUGGAGCUGUUCAUUCAUUUCAAUGGACCUUCCUGAGGACAGUUUUCUGUUGGGUUGUGUCUAGAGUCUUCUCAAAGGCUUGUCAGUCCUGGGAUGAAGUGAGAUUCUGCCUGCCAAUCUGUUUUAGUCUGAGGUCACAAUCCAACAAACAGCUAGGCAAACUAGGCUGAAAAGCUUCAUUCAGAAAUGCAUAGGAUUGCACUCCUUGAUUUCAGUGGGGCAGGUUGGGUGCCUAAUUUUGUAACAAGAGAGGCUAAAGAGAGAAAGCUGAAUAAUAAUUGUUUUUUGUUUUCAAUUUGAAAUGUACAUAAACUACAAAAAUUGGGGCUAUAAAUUUGAGAAAAUAACAUUUCAACAUUCUAGAUAAAUUUUGAAUGAUUUAAUUAUGGGAGAGAUGCUAUUGACAAAUAUAGAUGUGGGGGUGAGUGUUAUACCUAGAUCAUAAACUUAUUUGGAACGAUGUGCUACUGACUUUGAGUACAAUUUAUUUCCUUGUAACUAACUGCUGCUCAGUUAGUAAAGUAAUAUUAAUAUUGUAACAUCUUUACAAAUCAGCUCUAAAACACAACUAACAAGUAUUGACAUGAAAUUUUAAAUCUGGAUUUCUCUCAAAACUAUCUUAUAGGCUGAGAUGAUGUAUCUUUCUAGGGAUAAUCAUCAUUAUACAUGUUAUAAAUUAUUCAAACAUUGGAGGAUGCAUUAUAGAAACUUUCCUAUGACCAUUGAUAUUAAAUACAGAUAUAAAGAGAAUGAUUGUCAGACUUAUAAUUCUGUAUACUUGUGCCUAGGUAAAGUUUGAGAAAAUUAAAGAAAUCUUAACCAAGUCCGGGAUCCAAGCCAAAGUUUGGAUGUGCCCAGUGGGAACUCCCCCCAAUUAAUUAACAGAUCCCUCUGAUAUGUCACAAACUGCUUUUGAAAAUGCCCAGUUUCAAAAGUAGUUUUCUUUGUGGCAUGGAGAGAAGAAGUACAAGCCCAAAGUCUCCCUUACACUUAGGAAGUAGUCUUUGGAUCCUACUAAUAAGUUCUCAAUAAUCAAGUGUGCAUCAGAUUCAGAAAUUUGUAUGCAUGUUUGCAUCUAACAAGCAAAAUGCAACCAUUACUACUACUCUUUUAAAACCACACAUCUUAUUGAAUAGAAACUCUGCAUAAGAAUACACUUAAGAGUCAAUUACACAUGAAUAUAUUAUUUGCAGUUUUGGAAAUCUAAUUCAUAAAUCAGCUUCUUUGAUCCGCACAGAAAUAUUAAAGCUGCUCUUCUAAAGUGAUAAAAAUUCACAGCAUGCAGACUGGUUGUUUAUAGUAAAGUGGUCACAAAUCUCCCUUUCAUUUACUUAAAAAAAAAACAUACUGAAAUUGGAAUUUCAAAUUAUCCAGGUUUGAUGUAAACGCAGUAUGCUGCUUCUUUUUUUAAUUAACGAAGUUACUGAAUAUUUUUUUAUCUGAGUAACUUUGCCUGAUUAAAAUAUUAAAGCCAUAUUCUUUUUUUUAAAAAUCCAUUGUUAGAUGUCUGUCCCAAUUCACAUUGUUGUCUGAUUGCUCUUAUUUUUGUACCUUAUUGCAUUUAAUCUUGGUUUGGUACAAUUCAUAAUUCACAGAAAAGUCAUAAGUAAAACACUACAUUCGUUUAAAAAAAUUUAUAUCUUUAUGCAAAAUAUAUGUCUGUCUUUGCAAACCAUUGUAAGCAGAUUAUAAUAAAUCCUUUACUUCAAUCACCUGGUUAUGAAACCAUUGAUUAUUGCUUAGAAAUCAUUGACGUGAAAUUUAAAUGAAAAAGGUAUCAGGAGUACAUUGUAGUUUAGAAUGAAACAGGCUUCUGUCUCCUGCAAAGUAAGAUAAACUUAACUUCAAAAUGUCAAAAUGAUAAAUUGUGUUGAUUGAGUGUAAUGAUUUUGUGGCAAUGACUGACUGAAGAUAUACAGCAAGAAUAUUGUAUUCAUAAGUAAAAAUGUAAAAUAGUUUUAAUUUACUGCAGUGGGUAUUUAAAAAUAACAUUGCAUUGCAGUGUGUAACCAUUUUGUUGCACAGAACAAAAGAAAAAAAGGACUAAAAGCUUGCAAUAUCAAAAUCUUAAUAAAAUAUAGUUUAUAAUCAAUAAUGCAAAAAUCUAAUUCACAGGGUGGUAUUUUCACUGACUUUUAAAAACCUUUAUGAAUUUAACCCAUUCUACAUUUAAUGCACUUUUGAUUGUCUAUUAAAGAUGUGACUUUUUUAUGAGAGAGAUAGAAGGGGCUGCAAUUUCAUCUGGCAGGUGAAUAACCUGAUAGGCAGCAGUUACAAUGCUAGGAUUCUAAGAGUUGUUUCAGAGUUCAUAGAGUUGCUGAGCACAUUCCUCUCGGAACUUUGCACUUAUGCAGGAGAAGUUCUUUGUGGAUUGUGUCCCACUUAUAUAUUACUAGAUGAAAAAUAAAGAGCAGGCAGCACUAUGAUGUAAAACAUUUAUGCAUAAAAAUGCAUUAACAAUUAGGGGCUUGCUUCUGUAUGUUUAAACUUUUUGAAUAAAUAGAAAAUUACUGUUUGGCCUUUA
Molecule: messenger RNA, 7710 nt
Organism: Rhineura floridana
Lineage: Eukaryota; Metazoa; Chordata; Lepidosauria; Squamata; Rhineuridae
Gene: NR3C2
Product: nuclear receptor subfamily 3 group C member 2
Exons: 10
Coding region: 998-3970 (990 amino acids)
Biological process (GO): regulation of DNA-templated transcription
Molecular function (GO): zinc ion binding; DNA-binding transcription factor activity; sequence-specific DNA binding
Source: RefSeq, a predicted model, not a curated record